UUUUGCUGGGGUUGGGCACACACAGUGCGUCGCGUGAAAAAGGCUUUUGAAUUCCACGGGCGAAUCGAAGAAAGGCGGCGGCAAACCACGCCACGGUAAAAGGACGCAAAGCAAUAGCGCACCAUUGACCACGCCGCUGUGGCGCUGUCGUCGGCGGCUGGACAAACGCGGCACCAUUAACCACCAGCGCCGUCGCCAUCGUCGGCAUCGAGACGGCGAGUUUCCUCGUCAGCCGCCGGCCGGCCGGCCGGCUGCCCCACUUCAUUUGUGGUGCUGCUGACCACGUCCAAAGGUUAAAACUCCAGCAGCGGCUGCGCCCUUCCUCGCUUAGCGCAGGUGUAGCUCACCGACCACCAUGUCUGUCGCUCUGCCCACCACCCUCGUCGUCCUCGGCCUCCUCAGCGCGUGCCGCUCCGCCGCGACGACGGACACCCUCUCGCCCGGCCAGGUGCUCGCCGGGGACGCCACGCUGGUGUCCAACAACACCAAGUUCACGCUCGGCUUCUUCAAGGCUCCCGACGGCGCCGCCGCCGGCUCGCCCGACAGGUGGUACCUCGGCAUAUGGUUCACCGCGGUCCCCGACCGGACCACGGUCUGGGUGGCCAACGGCGCGAAUCCAGUCAUCGACGCCGACGCCGGGUCGCCGGAGCUCACGGUCUCCGGCGAAGGCGACCUUGCCGUCGUGAACCAAGCCACCAAGUCGGUGACUUGGUCCGCCCACAACAACACCACCGCCGCCGCCAACACGAGCACCACCACCGCCAUCGCCGUGCUCCUCGACAGCGGCAAUCUCGUCCUCCUCGACGUCUCCAACUCCUCCGCGGCGGCGCCCCGGCGCACGCUGUGGCAGAGCUUCGACCACCCGACCGACACGCUGCUGCCGAGCGCCAAGCUCGGGCUCAGCAAGGCCACGGGCGUGACCACCCGCCUCGUCUCCAGGAGGAGCUCGGCCACGCCGUCCCCGGGGCGGUACUGCUUCGAGGUCGACCCCGGCGCACCCCAGCUCGUGCUCAAGCUCUGCGGCGACUCGUCGUCCUCCGUGUCCGUCGCCUACUGGGCCACCGGCGCGUGGAACGGCAGGUACUUCAGCAACAUCCCGGAGCUGGCCGGCGACGUGCCCAACUUCAGCCUCGCGUUCGUCGACGACGCGACGGAAGAGUACCUCCAGUACAACGUGACCACGGAGGCGACGGUGACGCGCAACUUCGUCGACGUCACCGGCCAGAACAAGCACCAGCUGUGGCUCGGCGCGUCCAAGGGCUGGCUCACGCUCUACGCGGGGCCCAAGGCGCCGUGCGACGUGUACGCCGCCUGCGGACCAUUCACGGUGUGCAGCUACACGGCGGUGGAGCUCUGCAGCUGCAUGAAGGGCUUCUCGGUGAGCUCGCCGGUGGACUGGGAGCAGGGUGACCGGACAGGAGGAUGCGUAAGAGAUGCACCAGUGAAUUGUAGUGCUGGUAGCAGCAAUGGCAGUCGUGCACCGUCUUCAACUGAUGGGUUCUUCUCCAUGCCCGGCAUUAGGUUGCCUGACAACGGGCGUACCUUGCAGAACGUGAGGAGUUCAUCUGAAUGCUCCACGGCGUGUCUGAACAACUGCUCGUGCACUGCGUAUUCCUAUGGUGGCAACCAGGGGUGCCAGGUUUGGCAGGAUGGGCUGCUCGAGGCGAAACAGCCGCAGAGCAAUGGCGGCGGCGACUCUGUUUCUGACGUAGGAACUCUCUAUCUCCGUCUCUCUGCAAGAGAAUUUCAGACAUCCGGAGGAGGAGGUACGAAUCGAGGAGUGAUCAUCGGCGCCGUCACCGGUGCGUGCACUGCUGCCUUGAUUUUGCUGGUGCUGGCAAUAGCAUUGAUCAUCCGGAGGAGGAAGAACACCAAGCAGAACGAUCGAGGAGGUGUCGCCGCCGGUGGUGGGCUCACGGCCUUUUCAUACAGAGAGCUGCGUUCCGCGACUAAGAAUUUCUCUGAGAAGCUCGGGCAAGGCGGCUUCGGCUCCGUCUUCAAGGGGCAGCUGCGGGACUCCACCGCCGUCGCGGUGAAGAGGCUGGACGGGAGCUUCCAGGGGGAGAAGCAGUUCAGAGCCGAAGUGAGCUCCAUCGGCGUCAUCCAGCACGUCAACCUGGUGAGGCUGGUCGGCUUCUGCUGCGAGGGCGAGAGCCGGUUCCUCGUCUACGAGCACAUGCCGAACCGGUCCCUCGACAUCCACCUAUUCCAGAGGAGCGGCGGCGGCGGCGGCGGCGGUGUGUUCCUGGACUGGAGUACCCGGUACCAGAUCGCCGUCGGCGUCGCCAGGGGUUUGUCCUACCUCCACGACGGCUGCCGGGACCGGAUCAUCCACUGCGACGUGAAGCCGGAGAACAUCCUGCUGGGCGCGUCGAUGCUCCCCAAGAUCGCCGACUUCGGGAUGGCCAAGUUCGUCGGGAGGGACUUCAGCCGGGUGCUCACCACGAUCAGGGGCACCAAGGGCUACCUCGCGCCGGAGUGGAUCAGCGGCACGGCCGUCACGCCCAAGGUCGACGUGUACAGCUACGGCAUGGUGCUGCUGGAGAUCGUGUCGGGGAGGAGGAACAGCGCCGCCGGCGAGGAGGACUACCGCACGGCCGGCGGCUCUGAGAACGGCGGCGACGACGCCGGGGAGGAGGAGGAGGAGGAGGUCGCGUUCUUCCCCAUGAAAGCUGCGAGGGAGCUCGUCAAGGGGCCGGGCGUAGUCAGCGUCGGCAAUCUGCUGGAUGACAAGCUCUGCGGCGAUGCGGAUCUCGUGGAGGUGGAGAGGGCCUGCAAGGUGGCGUGCUGGUGCAUCCAGGACGACGAGGCUGACCGGCCGACCAUGGCGGAAGUGGUUCAGGUGCUGGAGGGCGUCUUGGACUGCGACAUGCCACCACUGCCGAGGUUGCUUGCGACCAUCUUUGGGAGGCCACACUCGUCUACAGAACAACAGACAACUUCGGUUUCAGACACGUCAACGUUAGCACCAUUUACUAGUGGUAGUGGAUCACUUAAUUAGUUUAACAGUAUAUUAGUAUAUGCUUCUGCUUUUUCUCCAAAUAACUGUUGUACGGUUGGCCUCAGUAAAAUUACUGUGCACGAAAUUGAAGUUCCA
Molecule: messenger RNA, 3097 nt
Organism: Sorghum bicolor (sorghum)
Lineage: Eukaryota; Viridiplantae; Streptophyta; Magnoliopsida; Poales; Poaceae
Product: G-type lectin S-receptor-like serine/threonine-protein kinase At2g19130
Exons: 1
Coding region: 356-3001 (881 amino acids)
Biological process (GO): protein phosphorylation; recognition of pollen
Molecular function (GO): protein serine/threonine kinase activity; ATP binding
Source: RefSeq, a predicted model, not a curated record